ACGCUCGCGGCGCGCGCCGGGCCGCCAGACUCGGCCUGUGGGCGAUUUCCUCCGGACCCCGGCUCCCCGCCCCAGGAGGAAGAUGCAGACCUUCCUGAAAGGGAAGCGAGUCGGCUACUGGCUGAGCGAGAAGAAAAUCAAGAAGCUCAAUUUCCAGGCCUUCGCUGAGCUGUGCAGGAAGCGUGGCAUAGAAGUCGUACAGCUGAACCUCAGCCAGCCGCUCGAGGAGCAGGGCCCCCUGGACGUUAUCAUCCACAAGCUGACUGAUGUCAUCCUUGAGGCCGACCAGAAUGACAGCCAGUCCCUGGAGCUGGUGCACAGGUUCCAGGAAUACAUCGAUGCUCACCCCGAGACCAUCGUCCUGGACCCCCUCCCUGCCAUCAGGACCCUCCUUGACCGUUCCAAGUCCUAUGAGCUCAUCCGGAAGAUCGAGGCCUACAUGAAAGAUGACAGGAUUUGUUCGCCGCCCUUCCUGGAGCUGACGAGCCUGUGCGGGGACGAGACCAUGAGGCUCCUGGAGAAGCACGGCCUGGCUUUUCCCUUCAUUUGCAAAACCAGGGUGGCUCAUGGCACCAACUCUCACGAGAUGGCCAUCGUCUUCAACCAGGAGGGCCUGAGUGCCAUCCAGCCGCCCUGCGUGGUCCAGAACUUCAUCAACCACAACGCCGUCCUGUACAAAGUGUUCGUGGUCGGCGAGUCCUACACUGUGGUCCAGAGGCCCUCGCUCAAGAACUUCUCCGCGGGCACGUCAGACCGUGAGUCCAUCUUCUUCAACAGCCACAACGUGUCAAAGCCAGAGUCAUCGUCAGUCCUGACUGAGCUGGACAAGAUCGAGGGUGUGUUCGAGCGGCCGAGUGACGAGGUCAUCCGCGAGCUCUCCCGGGCCCUGCGACAGGCGCUGGGCGUGUCACUCUUCGGGAUCGACAUCAUCAUCAACAACCAGACGGGGCAGCACGCCGUCAUCGACAUCAAUGCCUUCCCAGGCUACGAGGGCGUGAGUGAGUUCUUCACAGACCUCCUGAACCACAUCGCCACCGUCCUGCAGGGCCAGAGUGCGGCCACGGGGGACACGGCCCCGCUGAGGCACAGCAGGCUCCCGGCAGAGCAGGCGGGCAGCCCCAGCUUCCAGCAGCAUUGCGUGGCCUCUCUGGCCACCAAGGCUUCCUCCCAGUAGCCACGGAGCCCAGGACCCAGAGGGGCGGCGCGGGCGCGGAGCUCACCCACUGGGCGAGCAGCUCCCCACGGUGAUGCUACCAAGAAUUCCCGACGAUCUGAUUCUUCUUUUUUUUAAUUUUUAACCUGAUUUUCUGAUGUCAUGAUCUAGUGAGGGGUAGGGGAGAUGGAAAGGACAUCCGCCU
Molecule: messenger RNA, 1358 nt
Organism: Tupaia belangeri chinensis (Chinese tree shrew)
Lineage: Eukaryota; Metazoa; Chordata; Mammalia; Scandentia; Tupaiidae
Gene: ITPK1
Product: inositol-tetrakisphosphate 1-kinase
Biological process (GO): inositol trisphosphate metabolic process
Cellular component (GO): cytoplasm
Molecular function (GO): inositol-1,3,4-trisphosphate 6-kinase activity; inositol-1,3,4-trisphosphate 5-kinase activity; magnesium ion binding
Source: RefSeq, a predicted model, not a curated record